AUGCUGCAGCAGAUCCUGAGGGAAAUGUACAUUGACCCGGAGCUCCUGGCAGAGUUGAAUGAUGAACAGAAACACAUCCUUUUUUACAAGAUGAGGGAGGAGCAGCUGCGGCGCUGGCACGAGAGGGAGGCGAGGGCAGCGAGGGAGGAGGCCGAGGGGGUGCAGCCGCCCAAAACAAAGUAGUCAGCGAACAGUAAACACAUUCAAUGGCUUCAUGGGAUAGAUGGUGAAGUUUGGGUCUGGAUUAUGGGAGAAGCCCCAGGCGACAAACCAUAUGAACAGAUUUCGGAGGAGCUGAUAGCAGAAAGGGCAAGACAACAGGCACAGAAGGAGGCUGAAGAACUCUGGAGACAAAAGGAGGCAGAAAUCACAAAGAAGUUUCGGGAUGCUAUGGCAAAUGAGAAGGCUCGGAUCCUGGCAGAGAAAUGGAAAGUAGAAAUGGAAGACCGCAAGGCAGCCAAAAUUCUGGAAGAAAGGAUUCAUGAGGAAUUCAAGAGAAAAGAAGAAGAGGAGAGGAAAAAGGGGGAAAUGCAAAUUCGCCUUCAGGAAGAACAGAGAGCCAAAGAGUUGUAUUGGACCCUGAAGCAAGCGCAGCAGCAGAGCCAAGCCAGUGAAAAGGAGGAGCAAGAGUGGGAAGAGCAGUUACGCCGUUCUAAAGCUGCAGAUGAAGAACGGAGAUGGAAAGCUCAAAGAGCCCGGGAUGAGUACCGUCGGCACUCACUCCGAGCAAUUCAGAAAGGAACAGUGGCUGGUCUGAGCAACAUGUUCCAAGAAAUUGGCUUGUACAAUGAGCAGGAGGCAAAGCUCAAUAACCACCAUUCUAGCCCCACUCCGCCAAAGUCCCUCCUUGUCCCAGUUAGGACCUGGGAACGGCCCCUUCGUCCAGUCUCCAGAGAGAUCAUCAUCCGCUGGUUUAAGGAAGAGCAAUUGCCCCGCCGGGCUGGUUUUGAGAGGAACACCAAAUCCAUUGCUCCUUGGUUUCAUGGCAUCAUUAGCCGAGAGGAGGCAGAAGAUCUUCUGUCAAACAUGACUGAGGGGGCAUUUCUGGUUCGAGUCAGUGAGAAAAUCUGGGGCUACACUCUCUCCUACCGCCAGCAACAUGGGUUCAAGCACUUUCUUGUGGAUGCAUCAGGAGAUUUUUAUAGCUUCCUGGGAGUGGAUCCUAAUCGCCAUGCAACUCUCACAGACCUCAUUGAUUUUCACAAGGAGGAAAUCAUCACAGUGUCGGGUGGAGAGUUACUGCAGAAACCUUGUGGACAGAGGGACAACCCACCAGAUUACCAUAUGUUAUUUGAAUGACUUUCAUGGUACAGGACUCCAUUGGAUCUCCCCCCCCCCCCCCAUCACUAUAUAUCCAAGACCUUCCCAACAUCCCCAGUCUUCACCAGAGCUGUAGGGGUGGGCAUCUGAAGGAAUGGGAGUAAGCUUUUUGUGAAAGUUUCCCAAAGCCAACAAAUGGCAGCCAGCAAUAUUUCCUAAUAGUUUAGCACCUAUUUGGCACCAAGGAUAAUGGCUAGGAUUGCAGAGUAGGUGCUUAAUUAUUAUUUUUGUUUUCAACUUGAACUGAAUUUGUUUAAUAUCACCAAAGGUCUUCAGUAUGAUUCAUGAGGAUGGUGGCUUUGUGACCAAAUGAUAGGUAUUGAAGGAGUGUUGUAACAGAUUAAGUGCUGGACAUGAAUCCUGGAAGAUCUAGGUUCAAAUCCUGCCUCUGAUAUUGACCGUGUGACUAUGGGCAUUUUCCCAAACUUCUUAGAGCCUCUGUUUCCUCACCUGUAAAAUGAGGAUUUAGACUCCAUAACCUAUAAGGUUUCUUCAAGUUCUGAAUCUAUGUUUCUAUAAUCCUGGAUCCUAAUGAUCAAUCAAUUCAAUAAAAGAGUUACCUUCCACUAUCAAUCUUAUCUUCUUUUAAUCUCUUUCUAAGUUUGUGUCAUUUGAGCUCACGCAAUGGGACAAUUUGUUGCAUUUUGUUUCAGAUAAUUUGAAUGUAAGCUCCUUGAAGGCAGAGUGUUUCAUUUUUGUCUUUGUCUCUUUGUCCUUAGUGCCUGGCAAAUAAAAAAAUCUUGCUCAUUGAGAUAUCAGUUGGAUCUCUCCCUACAGAUUUGUUCAAGGGCUUGAAAGUAUAAUUGAAGAUCUUCUCUGGAACACAAAUUGUUAAGAAUUAUUUUCCAGAACAUUGCCUUUCUUUUUUAUUAGCAUGAUCACAUGAGCUUCUAUACCUUUCCUGGGUUUGAUCCAAUCAUCUGUAUAGCCAAACAGAAUUAUUCAUUAGCACAAGGGAGAGAAGGGAGAAAAUCAGAUGCCUUUUCCAUACUUUGAUGGAUUUGUUGUUUCAUCAGUGCAGGUGUCCCCCUCCACAGAUGCAGAUUGAAAUCCCUCCAUGUCUUCUUGUUCUGUGCAGUUUUCGUCCAUGUAUUUACAUUAAUGCCCCGAGGAAUCUUUGCCCCAAUAUGUUGCAGAUGGUCUUCGUGUUCUCUGAAUGUCCUUGGGAUAUCACAGUAACACAUGGGCUGCCCAGCUGUUGACUUUCAUUCUUACCACAUGACCAGAUUUUGAUAUGUAUGCACAAGAAAGCAUAUAUGACAUAUACAGAGGGGCAUUUAUCUUAAAAAUUUCCACUUGAAAGCAAGAGACAUUCAUUCAUGGCAGAACAAAGUAAGUUUUCCCAGUUUUGGGCCACAUCAGAAACAGCUAGUGGGGCAUCUGAACUCAUGUAACCACAUUCCCUCAAAUUGAGAUGGGGAACACUGCCACCUCUAUGAUAGGGAGAACAAAUCAAUUCUAAUAGAUAUCAAAGAGCUUUUCUGCUUUAUUUGGUAGCACAUUUUGUAAUUUUCAGAUGCGGCCAAUAAAACCAAUCUGAUAUUUGGAUUUUCUCAAUUAAUUAUGGUUCUCCUUGUUUGACAACUGGUGUCCAUUUGAGAGAGCAAGAAGAGAUGUGACAAUUUUGAACAUUCUGAAGAAAGAGAUUUCCUAGGAAUCCACUGUGGUUCUGAUUUUAAACCAUGAAAGCUUGAGAGUUGGGAUUUGUAGGCCAUUGGCAUUGUUGUCCCUAAUUAAAAUGUGAGAGACAACAGCCAAAAUUUCCAUUCCUAAUUCAUUUCUUAUUUCUUUUAUUUUGGGUCUGCAUUCUGUGCAUGUCUCAUAUAUUUUAGGUUUUACCUAGCUUUAAAAUAAAUUUCUAGUAAGUUGUCCUGCAAAUGAAAUUACUGUCUGGAAAACUGCAAUUUCAUCUUGAGAGUUUUAUUAUGCUAAUAAAUGUCAGGAUUCUCAAAUAAAGGAAUUGCUUUUUUUUUCCUCAGCGUCCUACAGAAAUAAUGAAAAACAGCCAAGCAGCUCAGAGACCUAGCAAAGAAAACUUUACAAUAUAUGAUCAGAGAAAAAGCUGUAAAAUAUAGUGCAACUAAACUGAAGAUAAAUUUCAGAGGAAACAAAGGCAGAACACAGCAAGCCCAGAUUAAAUAAGAAAGGAAUUUUGGUGGCAGGACCAGCACCCUAGAGUGAAAAGGAGUGAAUAAAUGAGAACACUAAUAGAGAAUGAGAUUUGGACUGGUCUAGGUGAAAUUAUCAAGUGGGUGAAAGGUGUCCUUAUUGGUCACAGUCAUCCCUUUUAGUGCUUCAUCAGCAACUGAUAUUAUGGUGCCCAGAACCUUCAUGCUCACUUUCCUCCUCUCCUAGAUAUUUCUUCUGUCAAGAAAGGCUUUGAGAUCAGUCAUUUGCAACUUAUCCUUCAUCUAAAUCACUCCCUCUAUCUCUCUCAAGAAUAUUUGCAUUUUAAUACUGAUUUCUCAUUGUAAAAAGAAAAAAAUUCCCCUUAAAAGAAAUUUCGCUGAGGUGUGUGUGUGUGUGUG
Messenger RNA from Monodelphis domestica (gray short-tailed opossum), 3848 nucleotides. The record is from RefSeq and is a predicted model, not a curated record. Lineage: Eukaryota; Metazoa; Chordata; Mammalia; Didelphimorphia; Didelphidae.